Messenger RNA from Artibeus jamaicensis (Jamaican fruit-eating bat), 8633 nucleotides. RefSeq names its product BTB domain containing 7 (gene BTBD7). Bases 827 to 4285 code for a protein of 1152 amino acids. The record is from RefSeq and is a predicted model, not a curated record. The transcript is spliced from 14 exons. NCBI's taxonomy places the organism in Eukaryota, Metazoa, Chordata, Mammalia, Chiroptera, Phyllostomidae. Gene Ontology annotation, biological process: regulation of branching involved in salivary gland morphogenesis; morphogenesis of a branching epithelium. Gene Ontology annotation, molecular function: protein binding.
GUGAGCCGAGGCUGUGCCCGGCGCGGGGCAUCCCAGAGAGGAAGGGGCUGUGCUUGGACGGAGGGGCGGCCGUUCUGGGGCCGGCCACGGCAGAAGGCACCGGGCUGCCGGCGGGGCAGGGACAGUGGUCCAUCCGGGUGUGGGGCGACUACAGCGUUGGAGGACUGGCCGUCCCCGGUCCCCGUGCGCUCCGAGGGCGGGCUUGGCUGUUCGCCGCUGUCCCGGGGGCAGAGGCUCGAGGCGUGGUACUCGGGGCGGGGAGAGAGCCCUAGGUGGCCGUGGCGGCAGCCCGGCGGGCUCCGAGCUCCAAGCUCUGGGCUCCGAGGGGCGGGACCCGCCGCUCCCGGGACGCCAGUACUGCGCUGCCGAGAGUCAAGCGCAUUUACCCGGCUGCGGGGCUGCGACCGCCCCGGGGUGGACGUGAGACAGACCGGCCAGAAUUGAAGAGGGAGCAGGCCGGGGACCGCCGCACCCGGGGGAGAAGUUGGAUGGUGUAGUUAAACAGGUGAUCUGCGUUGUGUUUUGCGUCAUGCUGCAGGAACAGAGAAAAGAGUGGAACAAGUGGAAUGUAUAGACUUUACCCUCAGGAAAUAAGAUGUACCCGUAUGAGUCUAGAAGACAAUCCACCCUGACAACCACCAUUUACUCUCUGUCUCUGAAUUAAACUACUUUGGGAACCCCAUGUAUUUUUGAUGAGAUUUAAAUCUCUAAUGGACCAAUAAAUGGAUGAAAAGAGGCUGCUGGAUCCAGGGUUGAAAGCUCAUAAAGGCCUCUGGGAUUACACUCUGAAGAAGCAGCGGAUGGAAUGCCUGAGUGACUGAAGAAAAUGGGUGCUAAUGCAUCUAACUAUCCUCAUUCAUGUUCCCCAAGGGUAGGGGGAAAUUCUCAAGCCCAACAGACUUUUAUAGGGACAUCAUCCUAUUCUCAGCAAGGCUAUGGUUGUGAAUCAAAAUUAUAUAGCCUUGACCACGGCCAUGAGAAACCACAAGACAAAAAAAAGAGAACCUCUGGCCUUGCCACCCUCAAAAAGAAGUUUAUUAAGCGCCGAAAAUCUAAUAGGUCUGCUGAUCAUGCCAAGCAGAUGCGAGAACUCCUGUCCGGGUGGGAUGUGAGAGAUGUCAAUGCAUUAGUAGAAGAAUAUGAGGGAACUUCAGCCUUAAAGGAGCUUUCUCUACAAGCCAGUUUGGCUAGACCAGAAGCUCGGACAUUGCAGAAAGAUAUGGCCGAUCUUUAUGAGUAUAAGUAUUGUACUGAUGUAGACUUAAUAUUUCAAGAAACUUGUUUUCCUGUUCAUCGUGCCAUCCUGGCAGCAAGGUGUCCAUUUUUUAAAACACUGCUUUCUUCCUCACCCGAGUAUGGGGCAGAGAUCAUAAUGGACAUCAACACGGCCGGUAUAGAUAUGCCUAUGUUUUCUGCUUUGUUACACUACCUGUAUACUGGAGAGUUUGGAAUGGAGGACUCGAGGUUUCAAAAUGUCGAUAUCCUGGUUCAGCUUAGUGAAGAAUUUGGAACACCAAAUUCCCUUGAUGUAGAUAUGCGUGGACUUUUUGAUUACAUGUGUUAUUAUGAUGUUGUCCUUAGUUUUUCUUCAGACUCUGAACUUGUUGAAGCUUUUGGUGGAAAUCAGAACUGUUUGGAUGAAGAGCUCAAAGCUCACAAGGCUGUCAUUUCAGCACGGUCCCCAUUUUUUCGAAAUCUAUUACAAAGGAGGAUACGGACUGGUGAAGAAAUCACAGACCGAACUUUGAGGACUCCCACAAGAAUUAUAUUAGAUGAGUCCAUUAUACCAAAAAAAUAUGCAAAAGUUAUAUUACACUGUAUGUAUACCGACGUGGUGGACCUCUCCGUUUUGCACUGUAGCCCUUCCGUGGGGAGUCUCAGUGAAGUUCAGGCUCUCGUCGCAGGGAAACCAAACAUGACCAGGGCAGAAGAAGCCAUGGAACUGUACCACAUAGCACUGUUCUUGGAAUUUAACAUGCUGGCACAAGGCUGUGAGGAUAUCAUUGCUGAGAGCAUCUCAUUAGAUACCUUAAUUGCCAUCCUCAAGUGGAGCUCUCAUCCAUAUGGCUCUAAAUGGGUGCACCGACAAGCUUUACAUUUCCUCUGUGAGGAAUUUUCCCAGAUCAUGACCUCGGAUGUUUUUUAUGAACUCAGCAAAGACCAUCUGCUUACCGCUAUCCAGUCUGACUACCUGCAGGCAAGUGAACAAGAUAUCCUUAAAUAUCUGAUUAAAUGGGGUGAGCACCAGCUGAUGAAAAGAAUAGCAGACAGAGAGCCAAACUUACUGAGCGGCACUGCGCACAGUGUGAACAAACGAGGUGUGAAAAGACGAGACCUGGACAUUGAAGAGCUUCGAGAGAUCCUUUCUCCUCUCUUACCUUUUGUGCGAAUUGAACACAUUUUGCCUAUGAACAGUGAAGUCCUGGGUGAUGCAGUAAGUCUGUCCUCAUUGAUCCCUUUCAUGAAAAGAAAAUGCACAAAAAAUACGAAAAGAGGCCUGAUUAGUACUCCUCCAUCAGAUAUGCUUCCCGCGUCAGAAGGUGGGAAGUCAAAUGCCUGGUUACGGCAGAAAAAUGCCGGAAUAUAUGUUCGUCCUCGACUGUUCUCACCCUAUGUUGAGGAAGCAAAGUCAGUGCUGGACGAGAUGAUGGUGGAACAAACAGAUCUUGUGCGUUUGCGGAUGGUUAGAAUGUCCAAUGUGCCAGACACGCUUUACAUGGUCGGUAACGCGGUGCCGCAGUGCUGCCACGUGGUCAGCCACCAGCAGAUGAGCAGCAGCCAGUCGAGCCCCCCCUCGGUGGUAGCCAACGAAAUUCCAGGUAUUUGCCUACAAACAGUUUUCCCUCUUCCAGUUCCUUGUCUCCUCACUUUGAAAGACAUGGUCCGACGUCUGCAGGAGCUCCGGCACACCGAGCAGGUGCAGAGAGCCUACGCACUGAACUGCGGAGAGGGCGCCACCGUCAGCUACGAAAUCCAGAUUCGAGUACUGAGGGAGUUUGGUCUCGCCGAUGCUGCCGCAGAGCUCUUGCAGAAUCCUCACAAGUUCUUUCCCGAUGAACGUUUUGGGGAUGAAAGUCCGCUCUUGACGAUGAGACAGUCUGGGAGAUGUCGUGUUAACAGUACCCCCGCUGCAGAAACCAUGUUUACAGAUCUGGACUCUUUCGUGGCCUUCCACCCACCCCUGCCCCCACCACCACCUCCAUACCAGCCCCCAGCUACCCCCAUUCAUAACCAACUCAAAGCGGCCUGGAAGCAAAGACCUCCCAGUCAGCAUCCUUCACGUUCACUUUCUUAUCCCUGUAAUCAUUCACUGUUUCACUCGAGAACGGCUUCGAAAGCUGCCCCCCCCGCAGUCUAUCUGCCAGGUGUUAAAGCUGCUGCCCCCGAUUGUACCAGUGCCACAGGACUGGGGAGACCCACGGUAGCCGCUGCCUCAGCCUCAGCAGCGACAGCAUCUGAGAAGCAAGCGUGUGCACAGCCUGUGCUAAAUGACCUAAUGCCAGACAUUGCCAUGGGUGUGUCCACACUGUCACUCAAGGACAGGAGGCUUCCAGAACUUGCUGUAGACACAGAAUUAAGCCAGUCAGUUUCUGAAGCAGGACCAGGGCCUCCCCAGCAUCUGUCAUGUAUUCCACAGAGGCAUACACACACGUCUCGGAAGAAACACACACUAGAGCAAAAACCAGAUGCUCGAGAAAAUCAGCAGGAAUAUCCAGAUUUCUAUGACUUCUCAAGUGCUGCUUGCAGACCUUCUACUCCCGCUCCUGGCAGACGUACCCCCUCCCCCUCGAAAGGUGGAUAUUUUGGUCCUGAUUUGUAUAGCCACAAUAAGGCAUCACCAAGUGGCUUGAAGUCAGCCUACCUACCUGGCCAGACCUCUCCUAAGAAGCAGGAAGAAGCUAGGAGAGAAUAUCCACUUUCUCCCGAUGGGCAUCUACACAAACAAAAGAACGAGCCAAUACACCUCGACAUUGUUGAGCAACCUCCCCAGCGGUCAGACUUUCCUCUGGCAGCCCCAGAAAAUGCUGGCAGCGGCCCAGCGCAUGUCAGGGGGCGAACAGCAGUAGAAACUGACUUGACUUUUGGGCUUACUCCUAACAGACCUUCACAUUCUGCAGGUAACUCUGAAGCUCCAGAAGAGAGAUCCAGUAGAAGACUAGCAGACAGCGAGUCCCUGGGCCUUGGAGCCCAGCGAAACCCAGAUUUGGAAAGGGAAGAUUCAGUAAACAGAGGAAGGAGGUCACCAAGCAAACCAGACUUCCUCUACAAAAAGUCUGCCCUCUGAGCGCAACCUCCAAGUCGUCUGUGCCUGAGAUGUGAAACAUCCAUUCUAUGAUGUAACCCAAUUACUUAAGAGACCAGUUUAUUGAUGCCAGCUGAUAACUCAGUUUCACAUUCUUUUAUUCUGGGUUUUGUACAUACAUGUUUAUUAGACGUGGCAUGCUGAGAGGGUUGUUUUGAAUGCUGCAUUUGUCUGUUUUGUGUUUGAGUAAUUGUGUGGGGAAGCAUUUUUAAGAGCAAGCAAGCUGGCACUUUCUUUUCUUCUUUACAAAUGAUGGAAUUUUUUUGCACUUGUACAUUUAUUUUAUCUGCAUUGAUUUUGUAUCAGUAUGUUAAACUUUAUUGCCACAUUUAAAGGACUGUAUUUUCAUACUUUUUGCAUUUUACUGCUCAUCUACCAAUUUCCACGUGCAUUGGAGUGCACACUAAGAUGUAUUUUCUUAUGAAAUAGUUCUGUUUAUUUUUUAAUUAUAGAAAUUCCAAAGAACAGCACAUCAAAAUGCUCCUCUCCUCUCAGUAAUCGUUUUGGUUCAGAAACCUCCCUGCGCAGUCUUUGUGUAAUGUCGUCAUUCUCUCUGAGUCGGUCCUGGGAGCUGGGCGCCUUUCCUCCAGCAGGAGUCCGGUCAGGACCCUGGUGUUUUCUGGUUCCAGGGAGAACAGGAAGGAGAAGCGCCUUCUGUUCCCAGGCUGGAAAGCUGUUGCCGUGUUCACAGUGUGGACGCUGACAGACCUGCUGCAGGUGGUUUGGGCUAGAGAAUCAGCCGACGGGAGUCUGGCGGCAUCGGAUUUCUCUCUAUGGGCAGAAUCAUAAAGCGCGGAGAUGGUGGAGUAACUUGCGGUUUGCACUGUAGGAUUUCCGGUUCUGAGCGUCGUGGGCUCUCCAGCUGCGAUGGGGAAGUGACUGCUUACUGCCUUCAGCUGUCUUGCUCUCUAUGGGGAAAAACAAAGACACAAACUAAAGGGCUUCAGUCUUAUGGAUGUCAUUUGGUGUUUGUAAGCAUAUGUUUUCUUAUAAAUGUUUUUUAAAGUAUGUCUGAAUUUUCGUGUCCUAUAAAAAGUUGUAUAAUGCAUAAUGCUUUGUCACCAAAAGAGAAAACCCAUUGUUUUCCAGUGGAACACUACACGUCCUACUUGAACUCCACUCGGGACGCUGGUUUGGGACUUUUCUGAACCCCUGAGCACAUGGGAUCUUUUAAGGUCCUCUCCCUUGGAAGGGCAAUGUGUGAGCUAAGGACUUUUUUUCUUACUCUCCAAUGUAAAUAUAUUAGUAUUUGAGUUUUUAAAUCACGUCAGCAUUGUUUGAGCUUUCACUUUGUAUUUUUACAGACACACAACACACAGCUGUAGCACUUAGAAGAAAAGAGACUUUCUGCACAUCCCCUCCUGGGAAGGGUGCUUGGGAGCCUCUUUUCUGUGUGUGUGUGUCUGUGUGUGUGUGUCUGUGUGUGUGUGUAUAAAUAUAUAUAUAUAUAUAAAUAUAUAAACUACGAAUCACUGACACUCUAAAACUAUGCAGGGCUAGGGAGCCUUUACAAGCUACCAUAUAAAUUAAUUACAUGCACUUUUAAGUCAGUAGGUUUCUCUUGGGUAUCAACAGCUCUGAUUUCUCCCGAAACUGUAGAUUCUCUUACAGUCUUUUCAUACUUUACCCUGUGGAUAUACACUCAGGAAUAAUCUGACAUUUUAAACAAUCCUAACAGUAGAUCGUCUCAAAGACGGGAAACCCGUCAGUGUAUCUGCGCCUGGGCACGCGGCAGCCGUGGUGAGUGCGCCCGGCCCGGGGGCGGCGUCGCCCCCGGAGCACCAGAGCUCACACCAGUCUGCCGUGAGGUCGGCCGAGCAUCGCCUUUGAGGCUCCCUUUUUUAAAGAUGGAAAAACAUAGGACUCUGUUCUCCUUUUUAGGAGGUUUGACCCUUACACAAUGGUGUCUUUUGAAACUAGUCUCAGUCUGUCUCUCUCUCAGAAACAGAAAUUGUUAAGGCCAUUAUACUCCUUAAUGUGUGUUUAAUUAUUUUGAUGUAGUUUUAAACGUCUGUUCUGAUUCAGUGCCAUGCCGGUACUGCAAAUUAGGGUGGGAAAAAACUCUUGUUUGGGACCUUUUAAAAAAUAUAUUAGACAAGAGCUAUUUAUGCCAUACAUCAUUUUCCUGAAAAUUUAGUAAAUAUUCUUUGAUAUCUCUGAAGUGUAAUUAUAAAAAUAGCCACUGUCCAUAAUUUUAAUUUAUGAAAUUUGCUUUUAAUAAUUUAGUAGCUUACCUAGCUGAACUCUGUGUAAAGAGAAACUGGCUUUAACCUAAGGGGUCGCGGACUGACGUGACUUGCAGAAGGUAAACAGGUGGUGGCUGUGCGUGUUCCAGUUGGUGUCGGUGGGCAUCAGUGUGACUUGUGAGGUAGUGUCACUAGGGUAGGUCGAGUAGCUAUGUGCCUCUGCUUUUUGAACCCAUCUAUUCAAUCUUUUUUAAUGCUUACGUAAGCAUUACAAUCUUUUAAUGCUGUACUAAGAUAAAUGUGAAGUCUGAGUAGGAUUGCUCUCAGAAAAAAAAAGUGUAUAAUAAAUGUGGCCACAGGACCUGGCAUUGCGCUUGGUGUAGACGUUUCCCAGAACCACAUGUCGGAACACCGGCCCUCAGGCGCAAGGCCCUGGACAAUCAGGCCGAAGACAAUCGCCACCCUGGGUGCCCGCCUUGUUGAGCUCAGAGAACUGCCACUUCGAUCCUGGGCCGCGACGAGAUCGAGGUUUCUUCAGGAUGCCACUGGUCUGUUAUAUUUCUUUCAAUUUUGUGAUUUUGAUGACUAAUUUAAGUUCGAAGUCACCCGUGACUCCUAAUGGAAAAAAGUAGCAUAAAAGGCAAAAAUUCCUCCUGGAGAACGGCUGCACGCCUCUUCCGCACACCACGCCCCCUCUAACGUGCGCCGUCUGCUUUUUCCAGGCGCACAACCCUAGGCCUCCUGAGCUCUCCCGACAGUUCGAUGAGCAGUUAGAUUUUAAGGAUUUUUAACUAGGUCCUUUUAUUUUAGUCUCUCUGUAGAACUCUCUGAAACGUGACCUAAUUCUUGUUUUUUGCUUCCUCAAAAUCUGUUUUUACUACAUUUGCCAUCCUUUAUUAGGUUUUCUUUUGUUGUUCAGGUUCUAGCAACAGGCAGGGCGUCUCCCUUUGAACCGUCACGGUGGUGGCAGGCGUGGGAGGGGAACAGCGUGUGCGGCAGCAAGGCCUGCACGUGCCGGUCUCCGGAGACGAGGUAACAUUUCUCAGUAGCUCAGCAGAAUCCGUGUUUUUGUAAGGUUUAGUCCACUUUUAGGGGGAAAUGCAUUUCAUCAAACACUUGUGAGAUGCUGGUUUAGCGAUCUUAAGGCAUUCUCAUUUUUGUCCUCGGACUUAACUCAAAGGGAUGGUUAGUGGACUUUUAAAAAAUUAGUUGAUUUUCAACUUGCUAUUGAAAGUUACUAUUAAAGCAGCAGUGAUGGGUGCUAUUCCCGAUUCUGCAGUGGUUUACUUUGCCUACUAGGUAAUUUACUUUCAAACCUCAUUACAGAUCCUUAUUGAAGAGUUACCGUCACACACUAAAAGGUAUUUUAGUUUACAAUUUCCCAUUAACACUCUUGUAUCAACAUAUUAUGAAUAUACAGUUGUCUUUGAUAAAUUGCAAUAGCUGUUAUGUAAUUAUACUGGCAAGUCUUUUAUUUUUUCCUUUAAAAACUCAGACCGUGUAUCAAUCUUCCAUGUUCUGAAUACCAUAAUGCCGCGGCCAUUUCUAUAGAAAGAGUACUUGCAAGGGUGUCUUGAAAAUAACCUCUGGUGUUCAUGUGUUUACGUGGGUUCUCAGAGGCAAGGUGAGCUCCGGAAGCCUCGCGGUGCACCAGCACGCGGCCGAGUCUCCGGAGCAGGUGGUCGGGGAGGCUGGGAGGCAGAGGUUCCUGAGCUCCACGUGCCGUUCACGUGCCACGUCUAGACUUCGCAGAGGUGGCAACACUGCAUUUCUUGUGGUUGUGCUGUUACCAGUAUAAAGUCAAGUGCCUUCGACGCUAAAGGCUCAGAAAUUUUUCUUAAACUGAUUUCAUGUCCUAUGCAAGUGUUUUCUACAACCUGCAUAACCAGUACUUUGUAAAACUUGUUUACGCUUCAAUUGUACAUAGUGUUUUUUAAGGAAAUAUAUAGUAUUUUUAUUUAGGUACCUUCAAACUUGAAUUUGUCUGUGUGAAGCAUUGUAAAACGAUACAUUUCUCUUUUGAGCAUCAUUACAGUUGUACAAAGGUUUUCACUGGUUCUAUUUUUCUACUGUUACUGAUAAGCAUGUAACACUGACUUUAUCCUACAUAUAGUUGGCAUUUCAAAUAAAUGGCUUGUAUAGAA